AUGUAUUUGUCGUCGCACAUUUACUACAUGUUCGGGUUUAAAGUCGCUGCGGUAAUGGAAGAUAAACCUCAGGAUAUCGAUCACAUAAUAUUCGUUAUUCAUGGGAUUGGUCAAAAGAGAGAUACCGGAAAGAUUAUUCGUAAUACAACUUUAUUCAGGGAUUGCGUAGAUUGGUUGAAACAGAAAUACUUUCCUAAUUCGAAUUACAGAGUUGAAUUUUUCCCCGUUGAAUGGCGAUCGUCGUUGAAACUCGACGGAGGUAUAGUAGAAGCUAUCACACCAUUUAGCGUAGUGAGCAUACGGCACUUGUUAAAUAACUCGGCAAUGGACAUACUCUACUAUACGAGUCCUCUUUACGGUGGGGAAGUAAGAGCAGGCUUGCAGAAAGAGUUGAAUAGAUUAUACUUCAUGUUCGCUAGUCGUCAUCCCGGAUGGAAAGGGAAAGUCUCGAUUCUAGCACACUCGUUGGGAUGCGUAAUCGUUUAUGAUAUCGUGACAGGUUGGAUGGGUCCGGAUACGAGACCGCCGUCCCCAGAGACUCAAGAAAUUUUCAAACAGCGAUUACAAUUUCCAAUUGAAAAUUUAUUUUGUUUGGGUUCUCCGCUAUCAGUAUUUCUCGCAUUACGUACACCUCUAUCGAACAAAACAGACGUGAUGCCUCAAGGUUUAUGCAAACGAUUUUACAAUAUAUUUCACUGGUCUGAUCCCGUAGCUUAUAGAAUGGAACCGCUCCUAGAGAGAGAAUAUAGCAAAAUUGAACCGGUUCUUAUACCACCGUACGGAGGAGGGGAGGGCCAACAAGCGGAACAGCCGGCUCCAACGAUAACUAACGCCGACCAACCUUUUCCUACUUCAGUUGCAGACACCGAUGAGAGAGACGAAAAUCCUGUAGAUAUAUCUAAUCGUACGCCGGACAAAGGUUGGAGUCUUUGGGGAUUAGUUCGAGCUGGCUGGAACGUUAAGGAAGGUGUUCCUACGUCUAUCCAACCGGACCAAGAAUUAACAGAACGAUUGGAUUACGUGCUCCGAGCGAGUUUAGGAAGAAAUUACUUAUACACAUUAGCAGCUCAUACAACGUAUUGGAGCAAUUACGACGUAGCCUACUUUGUGCUAACACGACUAUUCCCAACGUUAGAAACGUGAUGUUGGUUUGUACAUCUAUUUAAAACGGAAUGCAAUUAGAUUCUACGAAAAUUUACUAGUCCACUAGUAGGCCUUUAACUAAAAUUCAAUAUCUUAAGUAGGCCUACCGACAAAACGAUCUGUGAUAAUGGGGGAAAAAAAGGAUACAAUAAUAUCGUAGAUUAUACGCAAUUGUUUUAUAUCGCUCGCAUAAUUUAACAUUAGCACGGUCGAGUUUCACAUCCAAAAAAAAAGACAAACAAAUAACGAAAUACGAUUUUGCCUCAGAGCCUGAAUCAGAGUCGACUUUACGUAUUCUAAAAUAUUGCCUGUUUAUAACACGCAUAUCAUUCCACGAUUUAGCCACUCCAGCCCCCUGAGAAAUAGAUUACUUCUCAUAAUUUUAUAUGGGAAUAUCGUGAAUAAUUUAAUAGAAAAUCUGUUUCAGGGUAUUCAUACAUUGAAACGUAAUUUUAAAGCUUGAAGAAUAAAAUUCCAAGUGAAUUGUGAAUUCCAAAAAAUUGUAUUCCCAUAAAAAGAUGACAAUUAUUUUUCUGGGCACUUGAGUGGCACCCCCAUAAACGAUAGGAUGAAUAUACAAUUAUUUAAAUGAUCGAAUCAUUUUGUUGUUGGUUAUUAGCAAAUUUAUUUUGAUUAAAGAAACA
Ceratina calcarata is the source of this 1787-nucleotide messenger RNA. RefSeq names its product phospholipase DDHD1-like. Gene Ontology annotation, molecular function: metal ion binding; glycerophospholipase activity. The coding region runs from base 1 to 1143 and encodes 380 amino acids. Gene Ontology annotation, cellular component: cytoplasm. The transcript is spliced from 7 exons. Lineage: Eukaryota; Metazoa; Arthropoda; Insecta; Hymenoptera; Apidae. The record is from RefSeq and is a predicted model, not a curated record.